AUGAAUAAAUUUCCAAAAAAAGAAGAUAGCAGGGAACAGUGGCGAAUAAAUUGUGAAACUCUAUGUGGAAUGACUGAUUGGCAUCCUCCAGAAACGUCUGCUUUGUGCGAAUAUCACUUUACACCAGAAAUGUGGGAAAAGCCAAGAGUAGAUGGAACCAAAAAGUUAAGGAUCAAUGCAAUACCAACUGUAUUUGGAGAUGGUGUUCAUCAAGUGAAAGCCAGGGUUCCUAAGAAAUCGCAAUUCCAACCAAAAAUCCAGGAGUUGAUAGAGCAUAGUUAUGGUCGUUUCAACCAUUAUGAUCUGAAUGAAAAUAAUACUGAUGUUUCCCCCUUGAAAGUCAAUUUGCAAAGAACUAAUUGUUACGUGCCAGUACAAUCGUCCAAGAACAAGUCUGCUGAUCCUGGUUGUGCACAUCCCAAAGAUGAACCCAUGCAUAAAGAUGAUGUACAACAGUCUUCUACGAAACACUCCAAAAACAGUAAUACCUCUAGUCCUAAUAAUAAGAAUAUUAAAGAAGAAGAAAAUGAGAAAACGAACUGUGAAAACUUAAAUAAAAAAGUUGACUUUGAAAAAAUGUACCAUCAACUGCUUAAAAAGUUCAACAAGAGAGAGAAAUUGACUGUUAUAAUGAAAGAGAGGCACAAAAGGCUUAAUGAUCAAUUACGUUACAAAAUAAAAAAACUGGAAGACAAAAUUAAGGCCAUGGAAUGUGAAGGUAAUGAACCAGCAGUAUAA
Molecule: messenger RNA, 738 nt
Organism: Copidosoma floridanum
Lineage: Eukaryota; Metazoa; Arthropoda; Insecta; Hymenoptera; Encyrtidae
Molecular function (GO): sequence-specific DNA binding
Source: RefSeq, a predicted model, not a curated record